This is a messenger RNA of Sorghum bicolor (sorghum), 684 nucleotides long. RefSeq lists its product as uncharacterized. NCBI's taxonomy places the organism in Eukaryota, Viridiplantae, Streptophyta, Magnoliopsida, Poales, Poaceae. The transcript has a single exon. The coding region runs from base 1 to 684 and encodes 227 amino acids. The record is from RefSeq and is a predicted model, not a curated record.
AUGGACGCGUACUGCAAAGCAGUCCGGCGCCUGGAGGAAAAAUUCGACGGCCUCGAGCUUAACCACGUGUUAAGAAAAUACAAUGAGGCCACCGAUGCCCUCGCCAAGAUGGCAUCCGAGCGGGCCACGGUCCCCUCGGAUGUCUUCAUCAGCGACCUCUACAAACCUUCCGUCGACUACAAAGACGACGUAGGAUCGGAUCAACCCCCAGUCGACUCGGGCCCUGAUCCCGAGGUCUCCGUAGUUCAUGAGCAGGAGGCCAUGGACAUCGACUCCGAGCCCCCUGCACCAGACGACUCACUAGACUGGCGCUAUCCCUUGCUGCGAUGCCUCGUCGACAACACCUUGCCCGCAGACCAAGCUGAGGCACGACGCAUGGCUCGUCGGGCCAAGACGUUUCUCCUCCUUGACGGAGAGAUGUACAACCGUAGCCCCUCGGGCAUUCUUAUGCGCGGCAUUCCCCGACAAGAGGGAAUCAAGCUCCUCGAGGACAUACACUCGGGGGCCUAUGGCCAUCACGCCGCGCCUCGGAUGCUAGUAGGAAAUGUCUUCCGACAAGGCUUCUACUGGCCCACCGCCGUGACCGAUGCCAUGGAGAUCGUGCGGACCUGUGAGGGAUGCCAGUUCUACGCUCGGCAGAUCCAUCUCCCCGCUCAUGCUCUGCAGACGAUCCCCAUCACCUAG